Messenger RNA from Debaryomyces tyrocola, 3951 nucleotides. The record is from the annotation of a GenBank genome assembly. NCBI's taxonomy places the organism in Eukaryota, Fungi, Ascomycota, Pichiomycetes, Serinales, Debaryomycetaceae.
AUGAGUGUCUACCAUCGGUAUGCCUCAGGGGAAUACGAUAAGACGUAUUUUGAAAAGGUAAGCGAAAGUAGGAAAGAAGAUAAGGUUGGAGGACGAAUACAAAUUUCUCCAUUAUUAGGCCAGUUUAGCACUUCCGAUAUUCUAUAUAAAUUUAAUGAAAAAAGCAUUGAAGAGUGGUUGGCCAUCUUCCCAAAGGCUGCAUAUUUCAAAGGAUAUGAUGAAACUUUGUUUGGAAAUGUUAUAAUCAUGGUUUACGAAAACUCGCAGACGGGAAAGUUAAACACUACGUCCUUUAGUAAAUUUGGCAUUACAUUUUACGACAAUCUAGUAUUAGAUGCGAGAUCGAGAUUUUGGCCAAGCUGUGAAAAUUUAUUGCCCACUUAUCAGAAAUCCAACGUUAGAAGAAGCUUAGCUAUAACUAACUUAAAGAAUUAUAACAAGCUUGUAAAUAGUCCGGGAAAUUUUCAGGUCAACAAAAGUUGGGAUGAAACCUAUGCGGGUAGCUUAGCAAAUAAUAUGCAAUUGAUUUCAGAGAAGAAACCACAGAAAUUUGGAUUGAAGCUCUUAGAAUUAGGCUUACUUCAAACUCAUUGUAUACAAUCUACAGUUUUAGAUGUGAUUUAUGAUAAUUCAUCGUCAGAAACAAGUGAGAAGAUAGUCGAAGAGAACAAUAGAUUGGUGUUCUUGAUUGGGUCUCAGUUGGAGCAGCUAUUUGAUCCAUUAUUGGAGUAUUCACCAGAGAUUAUGGAAUUCUCUUAUACUGUACCCGUAGAUACUAUUCCGCCUCAGAUAAAAAACAACGAAUUAAUAAAUACAAUUAUAAGUGAGUUACUUACUGUUCAAACGAAUUUUACGAUGAGAUUAGUGAACUUGUUACAGAAUUUUAUCAUUCCAUUGCGUAUCCACGUUUUAGCUGCAACAUCAUCUUCAGGAAUUACAAAAAUUAAUCAAGUUUUUCCCCCUACAAUAGACGAGAUCACUAGAAUAAACUGUAUAUUGCAUGAUUCGUUGAAAAAGGCAUCGUCUUUUGGAUAUGUUGAAAUAGUGAAAGCUGUUGGUACGAUAAUACCAUAUUUCUACAAAGCAUUUAUUAGACAUGAGGCAAAUUUAAAGAACUUUAGAGAUAAUUUAGCCAAAUUUCACAGUAAAAAUAAUAAGAAGAUAUUUGACAACAUUAUGAUAAACAAAGGGAAAUUUAGCAUAAGGGACAUUGACUCAAUUGUAGCUGGGUCUUUACUAGAAUUGCCUAAACUUAAGUUGAUACUUGUCAGGUUGAGGGAUUCAAUCAUUUCUGAAAAAACGAAAUUAAGCAAUUUUGAAGAUGAUACAAGCAACGAGUUUUUUACAAUCGAGAAGUAUUUCAAUUCUGCCAUAGAUGUUAUUGAUGCAUUUGGAUUUGACGAGGAGCAUAAUGAAACAAAGAUAGAUGUUAGACAAAGGGUCUUUACACCAACGGGAAAAAUAUUAACAGAAUUAGCGUCUAACUGGCCACCCGAAUUGCAAUAUGGGUGGUUGGCGCGUAAGGUAGUUGGAAUUUAUGAAAUGAGAAACAUUAAACCUUUGAACGAUACAUUUUAUGAUUUGGAUAUUUUGAUUAUAUUUUCCGAUCAUAUAUUAUUUUUUACUAUUGUGGAUGAUUCAUAUUAUAACGAAAGAAAUAAUGAAUCAAUGAAGAAUCUUUGUGUUUCAGACAUUUUAAUGCAUUCGCUAGUGAAUGAUAAGCCAUUACCAAAUUUAAAGCUGUUACCUUCAAUGGAAGUAAAUUGUUGGUGCAACAUAAAUGAGGUAAUUACAACUACUUAUAAAGGAGUAUCCCCUAUCACCUCAAAGACUCAAGAAUUUUUAAAAUUUGUAAAUAUUUCCAAGACAGGAUUCAAAAACAACAAUGCAGACAAUUGUACUAUCAGUAAAAAUUAUGAAAUUUUGGAUGGGAGCGACAGGGGAAAUGUCGAUGGAUGCAAAAUUAUAGAGCUAAUAAAUAAAUCAACAGUACUAAAUAAAAGGAAACCAUUCCAUUUGUUUAGAUCAAACGACCCGAAACUACAUAUUUAUUCUAUUGCCCAAGAACUAUCUGCGUAUCAGGAAGAAAGUUGUAAAUCUUCUAUGGCAUUGUACUUGAAUUUACCGAUUCAUGAUCCGAAGAAAUAUUUUGAAGAAAAUCAAACUCUUCAUUUUGUAUUAAAUGCAUCUUUUAUCAAUGAUCAUCAAAUUCAUAUUGUUGGUUUUAAUAGAGCUGAAACAUUUGAAUUGAACGAAAUUAUUUCUUCUAAUGAUUUACAAGUUUGCUUGAAAGAAGUAAUAGUUAAGAAUUUUAGUCUAUUAUUUAACACGUUUAGUAAUAUUUCAAAAAUGCUUACUCAAGGAUAUGCCUAUGACAUAAAUUAUUGUGCAAAUAUAUUUACACAAAUCGAUGAAACAAAACUAAAUGAACAAAGACAAGAAAUUGCAAAAAACAAAAGUAUUGCUUCAACUUCUAAAACCAAAACUAGAAACGUGUCAGAAAUUAUAUCGAUACCAGAAGUCUACAUGAAUAAGGUAUCACCUUCAGAUACAACUAUGCGGGAACAACAUUUACAACAAAGAAAGACAGAAAAAAAGAGGCUCUCUACAAGAAGUAGGAAAGAUUCCAGAGAUGCUGAGGCCAAGGGAAUUUCACAAGAAGGGUCAGGCAAACGUAAUUCUAUAAUUAAGAAAGCAUUCAGAUCUUUGAGACGGUCUUUUGAUGGAAUAGAAAAUUCUACGCCUAAAGCCGAAAUACAUGAAAAUAAUAAUACUUCAAAAUUACAUGACAGCUCAUCAUUUUCUGGAAAAAAAAAUGAGUAUACUAGUUUAUAUAAACCUUUGCCACAAUUAAAAACAAAAGAACAAAAACAAGAACAAGAACAAGGUUUUACUGAAGCUAAUAUACCUCGAGAGAUAGACAAUGAUACUGGUAUACAAAUGCCUAGACAAUGUAACAAUUUUAUCCAACAGUCAAGAAAUACUUCAGCAUCCUUGGAUGUGAAUUCUCAUUUUGAAUUUCCACCACACCCUGAUUCACUGUUCGAAUUAAAUAACAAUACAAUCAUCUUAGUGAACGACAGUGAAAAUGAGCAUAAAAAUAGACCAGUAAAAGAGAAUAUUCUGAUAUUAGAUAGUACGAAUGGGCAUUCAUUUAAUAUUUCUAGAAGAAUGGCAAAUGAGGGUUAUGGAAAAUUUAAUGUAGAAGACUUUUACGAUGAUGGUGAGACAAAUUGGGUGUCAAUUUCUAAUGAAAAUUACUCACUGUUAAACGCUGAAAUAAGAGCAUUAAAGGAAGAAGCACAUAUGGAUACCGAGGAUAUAAUUGAAUUGAAUGAUUCAGAUAAUAUAACAGAAGACGAAAUACGAGAUGACUAUAAAUCUAAAGAUUUCGAUGCCUUUUAUACGCCCCACAAUCGACUGGUAGCACAAUUUGGUGAUAACCCAACGUCUUUAAAAAAUGAAACUAGAGAGAUGUCAACACAAUCUUUGGCAUCAUCUGAAAUUAUUGAAGUCUUUGGUAAACAGAUCGAUUCUAAUUUUAGAAGUGACUAUAUUCCAAGCUUAAAUGAAAAUUUAUAUCAGGUUAAUUCUAACAAAAAAAUUAGCUUACAAAAUGAUCAUAGGUUCUCUGUUCUUACAAGCUCAGACGAUGAAUUUUUUUCUUCUGAUGACUUUGCAAGUAGUUUGCCAAUCGAACGUCAGGAGAAUAAGAAAUCUCACUCACCAAUGAUUAUGAAUUCGAGUUCUAGUGAUGCAACAAUAAUUAAUGAGAAUUUUGAAGAAAAGCUCCUUCCAGCAACUCCUAUCGAGUGUGAUGAUGAGAGACUACCAUCAUCUCAGACACGUGAAAAUAUACAAAGUUCUUCGGUAAGAAGUGAUUCCUUUAGUACCACAUAUGAAUCAAUGACAUACUUAUCGGAGAUCUUAAAUGGUCAUUUAAACUUUUGA